Messenger RNA from Doryrhamphus excisus (bluestripe pipefish), 2535 nucleotides. NCBI's taxonomy places the organism in Eukaryota, Metazoa, Chordata, Actinopteri, Syngnathiformes, Syngnathidae. The record is from RefSeq and is a predicted model, not a curated record.
AGGAAGCAAGGAAGCACAGCUGCCUGGAGGAAGCUCUCAUAGAUGUCCUGAUCCCAAGACGGGGCGGAGCCCCCAAGUGUUGACGAUGCGUUUCCACUUCAAGAAGUGUCUCGGACUACUGAUGGUCAGCGGCUCCCUGCUGGUGUUGGUCUUCAACACGUGGAGCCCUGCACCUCCCUCAGGAGUCGACCUGCGGCGUGGACACAACUUUGGAAUGGAGAACAUCAUCAGUGAGAAACUGCAAGCCCUCUUGAAGGACUAUGAUGACAUUUCUUAUCACGUGAAGGAGGAGGUGGCAUGUCUCGUGCAAAGACACACGUGUGAAUGCGUGGCUGAUAAGGAGACCAUCCAGCUGCCGCUCUCCAAUCUGCUCUUCCCACGUGUGAAGGCCCACGACCUGGAACAGAUCUUCUUACAAUCGCACCCGGACCCUGAGGGCGUGAAGCGUCACAGAGCUGAAGAGUAUCGUCAUUUUCAAAUGAGGUCUUCCAGUCCUGCAGAUGUUCUUAUUGUAAACGAGGGCAACAGUCCCCUUCAGUAUCCCUCCCAGGGUGUGGCAGUGCGACCGCUCAAGACCAUCAUCAUUCCAGGAUUACGGCUUGUUGAAAAAGCAAGAUCCAACCACACGGUAUAUCUGACAGCAGCUCUGGGGACUUUUGAUGUGGUUGCCACAGUGGACAUGAUCUCCAUUAAAGGAGAAGGAGAGAAACGGAUGAUCCUCUCGAGUCCUUUUCUCUCUGCUCUGAACAGGCAGCUGCAAUUUGUCACCUACACAAACACUGUGUUCCAUCCCAGGACAGCAGACACCGUUGAGUUUGCAAAUGAAGGUCAUCAGUCAUUUUUCACCAUCAAAAUUGGACAUUCCACCAUCCCAAGGUUGUACAACUCCAACUCCGGGUAUCCAAAAGAGACCAACAUCAGCGCUCUCGUCACCAUCGUGACAAAGACCUUUCUACGCUAUGAUAAACUCCAAGAUCUCAUCGUCAGCAUCAGGCGAUAUUAUCCAACAAUCACCAUCGUGAUAGCUGAUGAUAACGAGCACCCACAGCGAGUGGUUGGACCUCACGUUGAGCAUUACAUUAUGCCAUUUGGAAAGGGUUGGUUUGCUGGGAGGAACCUGGCCGUGUCUCAGGUGACCACCAAGUACGUCCUUUGGGUGGAUGAUGAUUUCCUCUUCACUGCAAACACCAAGCUGGAGAAGAUGGUGGACAUCCUGGAGCGGACUAGUCUGGAUGUGGUCGGGGGUGCAGUCCAAGAGGUCACGGGCUGGACGGCAACGUUUCGUCACACCAUUUCCGUGGAAGAGGGCGGAGAAGACGGGGACUGCGUCCAUAUCCGGCGUGGCUACCACCACGAUAUUGAGGGAUUCGCCAAUUGCGUGGUCACUGAUGCCGUCAUCAACUUCUUCAUGGGGAGGACAGACAAAGUCCAGCAGGUUGGCUUCAACCCCCAACUGGCUCGCCGUGGUCACCUGGAGUUCUUCAUCGACGCCCUCGGGUCCCUCCACAUCGGCUCCUGCAGUGACGUCGUUAUAAAGCACGCGUCUAAGAUCAAGCUGCCAUGGAGGGAUGCAACCGACGCCCAGAAGGCCUAUGAAAGGUUCAGAUACUCCAAGAGCAGCGUUGAGAAUCAUAUUCACGAUGAAGUCUUUUACUUCAAGGACAGGUUCAAAUGCAUGACCACUCAAUGACGUCUGAGGGCAGCAGGGCGGCCAUCUUGGAUCAAAACACAUUUUCAGGUCAAAGGCAGUAUUAAUAUGGAAAUAUUAACAAUUUUCAUUUUAACUCUAUCUGUCCCACGGUGAGGCUCAUAGGAAGAAAAGGCCAUAAUGUUUACUAUGGUGCCCCCUUGUGGUUGGCAUGGGUGUGAAGUGGGAGGGAGGUUGUGUGCGUGGAAGGCAAGUUUCUUCAAACUAGCACAGUGGAGAACUUUAGAACUUUACACUUUUUGAAUGAUGUCGACUUAUUGUCAUACAGCGAUACAAUGUUGUACUGAGCAGCCGGAACAGCAAUGAGUGUGCUAUUUUCCCACAUUGUGUUAAGUUCCACUGUGAUGCAUUCAAGUGAAAAAGCUAGGUGCCUUAAACGCCCCUUUUAUGACUGGAAAAUUUAGCACCAGCUCUUAAGUGUUUGCACGUCUGACCUCCAAUCUUGACUAUUGACAGAAUAUACUCAUCAAGUUUUUGUGAUGUAAUUAUAUUUUAAUAAUUCCCAGGGCACUAGAAUUGUGUGAGGAUCAUCUAAAAAAUAAAAACUAAAUGAACUCAGGUUAACUAAUGAGGCAAAUUUGAUGGAAGGGAAGUGUAAUGCAAUGCAAUGCAAUAAUGUAAUGUAACGUAAUUGUCAGUGACAAUGAGAAAUAUGAUGCCCUUUCACAAUGUCGCCACUAGAUGGAGACAUUACACACAAGUCAGUUAGUUUGUAAAUAUGUAAUAUAUUGACUGAAGUGUGUGCGGAUGGGAAGAUGUGACAUAUUCUAUUCUGUCUAUUUUGUAUUGGCAUUGUUUUUUUUAUAAAAAUAAAGAGUUUAUAUGUA